AUGCGCCGUUAUUCUGCCACCGCCGGACCGACCCUUGUCAGGUCCGUGUAUGUCUUUGGGUACGGUGACAAACAAUCCAACAAGUUUUGCACCUCGCAAGCCCUCGGCGGCCAUCAGAUCGCGCACAAGCGGGAGAUAGACGCCACCAAGAGAUUGCUGACGACCGCCGGCGGAUUCUCCCGCCAUCCGUCCGCCGCCGCCUUCGAUAUUGACGGGAGCCCUGCUCCAUCAUUGGCUCGAAGAGUCCUGGACGAGGAUGAAAUGGAAUCUGAGGGUGAGGCAGGACCCGAGGAUGAGGAUACCGAGGAGGAUACCGAGGAGGACCCCACUAAGCAUCCCGACGAAGAGUACCCCGAGAUCCUAGUCAUCUAG
This is a messenger RNA of Striga hermonthica, 372 nucleotides long. The record is from the annotation of a GenBank genome assembly. Lineage: Eukaryota; Viridiplantae; Streptophyta; Magnoliopsida; Lamiales; Orobanchaceae.